AUGAAGAAAGUAUUGCCUUAUACUAAAGAUUAUUAUCCUGAAGUUUUAGGUUAAUUGCUUAUUGUGAACUCUCCUAUGCUUUUUGAAGCCAUUUGGAAUAAUAUAAAACCUUAAAUUGAUGAGUAGACUAGAAAAAAAAUAACUAUCAUUGGAAGUGGAUAUAAAGAUAAAUUAUUUGAAAUUGUCGAUUAAGAUAAUAUACCUAAUUUCUUAGGAGGAAAAAGUAAUGAUUGCAUUACUAAAAAUAUUGGACCUUGGAAUUUAUAAGGGGAAAAUUUGUUCACUAAAGAAGAUCUUCCAGUAUAAGAAAAUAAUAAUAAUGAAGAAUAAAGUGAAUAAGAUGUAGAAAGAGAAGCUUUAGAUUUAGUAGAAUUAAGAAACGCUUUAUAAGGAAAAGUAGUAGAAUCUGCAAUAAAACCUCCUCAUAAUCCCUAAAAAUAUGAAAAUCAUACAACAUAAGGAGCUAAGUUUUAAGUUAGUGAUACUCCAUUAAAUACUUAGGCUGAUGAAGAUCAUAAUUAUGUUGGUUGA
Messenger RNA from Ichthyophthirius multifiliis, 531 nucleotides. RefSeq lists its product as hypothetical. The transcript has 5 exons. The record is from RefSeq and is a predicted model, not a curated record. Lineage: Eukaryota; Ciliophora; Oligohymenophorea; Hymenostomatida.